Messenger RNA from Daldinia childiae, 1377 nucleotides. RefSeq names its product 3-hydroxyisobutyryl-CoA hydrolase, mitochondrial. Bases 1 to 1377 code for a protein of 458 amino acids. Gene Ontology annotation, biological process: L-valine catabolic process. Gene Ontology annotation, molecular function: 3-hydroxyisobutyryl-CoA hydrolase activity. The record is from RefSeq and is a predicted model, not a curated record. NCBI's taxonomy places the organism in Eukaryota, Fungi, Ascomycota, Sordariomycetes, Xylariales, Hypoxylaceae. The transcript has a single exon. Gene Ontology annotation, cellular component: mitochondrion.
AUGUCUACAAACCCCAUUAGAGAAAUUCCUAAGGAGCUUGAUACAGAUGAACGCAAUGAUGUCCUUUUCAACAACAUAUAUGGUCUACGGACCAUCGAGCUUAAUCGACCCUUGAAAAUGAAUGCACUCGAUGGCUCUAUGAUUAGGAAGAUAUUCCCCCGAUUAGUUGAGUGGGAGAAAUCCGAUAUGGCAAAUGUGAUUGUUAUGAAGGGUGCUGGUGAGAAGGCGUUCUGCGCGGGAGGUGAUGUGACCGUACUAGCAACACAAAACAAGGAAGGUCCAGAAGGCCAGAACAAGUCGGUAGAGUACUUUGCGCAGGAAUACCAGUUGAAUCACUACAUCGCGACAUAUCAGAAACCAUACAUUGCAUUUAUGGAUGGCUUCACAAUGGGCGGUGGCGUAGGACUCAGUAUUCAUGCUCCAUUCCGAAUUGCUACCGAAAGGACGGUCUUCGCAAUGCCGGAGACUACUAUAGGCUUUUUCCCAGAUGUUGGUGCCUCAUUCUUCCUACCAAGGAUGGCGGGCUCUGUAGGUACUUACUUGGCCCUGACAAGCGAGCGGUUAAAAGGAGCGAAUGUAUUUUACUCUGGAAUCGCAACUCACUAUCUACACUCAACCAGUUUACCGAGCCUAGAAUCACGGUUAGCCGAGUUGCGGUUUAAAGACUAUGAUACCAUGACAGAACGCCUUGCUAUUAUCGAAAAGACUAUCGAGGAAUAUGCGACCGGUCUACCUCCUGGAGAAUCAAUCCUGUUGGGUGGCGAACUUCGGAAGGCCAUUGACCGAUGCUUCAGCAAAAAUAAAGUUGCCGACAUCAUAGCUGCCUUAGAGGCAGAGCAAGGUGUUACUCAAGCCUGGGCUGAAAAGACGCUGGAAACUCUGCAUCAACGAUCGCCAACCUCAGUUCACGUGGCUCUUAGGCAGAUGAGGUUAGGUCGCGACUGGACCAUUUCGCAGACAUUCCAGAGAGAACACCAAAUCGCUGCCAGGUUUAUGAAGCAUCCUGACUUUACAGAGGGCGUUACAGCGCGACUAGUUUCGAAAGAAACACCGAAGUGGCAACCAGCUAGUCUAGAAGACAUCCCACCAGACAGCACGAUUGUCGAGCCCUUCUUCCAACUGAGUGGCGGCCCGUCAAAGUUAAACUUAGUGACAGAUAGGGACUACUCCCAAUACCCGUACCAAUCCUUUGGUGUACCUACGGAACAGGAUGUUGAAGCCAUCGUUAGAGAAGGCAGAUCAUCCCGUUACGAGGUUCGGGAAGAGUUCAUCCGAAAGAAAAAUGGCAGGCAGGGCAUCGCGGCUAUUGUGGAUGAGAUUCUAUCUAGAAACACCAUCGUGAACGAGGAGGGCAAAGCGGAAUGGAUCGACUCAUAA